Molecule: messenger RNA, 5233 nt
Organism: Carassius auratus (goldfish)
Lineage: Eukaryota; Metazoa; Chordata; Actinopteri; Cypriniformes; Cyprinidae
Gene: filip1a
Product: filamin A interacting protein 1a
Exons: 6
Coding region: 935-4411 (1158 amino acids)
Source: RefSeq, a predicted model, not a curated record
AAUCUACAAAUACACACUUAUAUGAUAAAAAUUUUACACAAACAUACAUUUACACUUAUACACAAGAGGGUAAAAUGAAGAGUUUACAAAGCCAAAUAUCAAAGUUAAUAGUUAACAGUGAGAACUGGUCUCAAAACUAAAUUGUAUCCUACACAAGCCUUACACUUACACUCACACAACUUAUUUAUUUACACAUACAAAUGUGCGGUACAUACACCUUUGAAACUGCACACAAAAAUAUUGUUAUCGCGAGAAACUUUGCACACAAAUGUUCCAAGGUACAAAGGUCCUCGCAAUACUUUUAUGAGAGAACACAAAAGCAGUGAAAUGAACUUUUCCUCUCAGUCUGAACACUUAUUCUCAUCAGAAUCGAGUUCACAAAUCUGAAUUCGUAAACUUGCCAUUGAAAACCUAAAGUUAAAAAGUUAAUUUUUUUUUUACAAGCAUGUGAAGUGGUUUUGUAUCUAUAUAUAUAUAUCUAAUUAAAUGAUAAUGGAAAUGAACAGGAUCAAAAGCUUUCAUGAGUUAUCCCACACGGUUCCUGGACAGGCUCUCUGAUGUGAGGAUCAGCUGUCACUUCUGAGAGCCUCAUGUCACUCUCACACCCUGCUGGCUACAACUGAGUAAGCGAAGAGGUUAAAUAUAGCGCAGCAGCAGUGGAGCUGCACACAAUCACUGAUAGAGCAGACAUGUGCAGCGCUGGCUUCACUGUCCCGCUCUGUGACUCACUGAUUUUACAGCCUCCUAACCACUCAGUCAUGCUUUCCUUCACUUGUUGACUCUUGGUUUGGAGCAGCUGCUUCUCACCGUAGCUCUUACAGAGGAAAGAUCUUUGGAUAAUGGGUGCUCCUAUCAGAAGAAUGGGUCUGGAGUCUGUCUGAGCAGGAGCAUACAGGACUACACUAGCCCGAGGCUUAGGGACUGUGGUAGGAAAAUGAGGUCCAAAGAUAACACAGUGGACAGUAUGGUUAAUGAAGUUCUGGUUGUCACGCAAACUUCACAUGAUACCAAAGAAGAAGAGGAGGGGAAAAUGCUGGAGACAGAAAAGACUAUCAAGGUUAAACACGAGGAUGAUGAAGAGAAGACCGGGCCUAAUGAGGAAGAUAAGUCAGCACAGAAGGAUGACCAAAUGUUUGGGUUUGGAGAUCUGUCCAAAGACAACCUACUGAAACUGCUUGGGAUCAUGGAAGGAGAGAUCCAGGCACGAGAAGAUGUGAUCCAUCUACUGAGGUCUGCGCUGCUGAGUCGACCAGAGGAGCUGGAGUCCCGUUAUGGCUUAUCGGGGCCGCCCCGAGCCCUGCAGGCCCUGCAGAGAGACGGGACGCUCAGCAACAACCAUGCACAACACGAAAAUGUGUAUGAUAAGCCAAUGGCAGAGCUGGACAGAUUGCGGGAUAAACACAAGGACUCAUACCGGCGUAUGCUGGAACAGCUCUUACUGGCUGAGAAAAGCCAUCGGCGCACUGUCUAUGAGCUGGAGACUGAGAAACGCAAACACGUGGAUUAUAUGAACAAGAGCGAUGACUUCACCAACCUCCUGGAGCAGGAACGAGAGAGGUUAAAGCGGUUGCUGAAACAAGAAAAAGCAUACCAAAUAAGGAAGGAAAAAGAAUUUUCUAAGCGUAUGCAGAGAACAUCUGGAGAGCUGGUUAAGCUGAAGUCAUUUGCACUCAUGAUGGUGGAUGAGCGAGAACUUCAUUUGGAGAAAAUCGACAAACAGAGCCACAAAAUACAAGAUCUUCUUCAAAAACUUGAGGAAAAGGAGAAGAAACUACAUGAGGCAGAGAGAAAAUCAAAGGAAGACAAUCAGAAAAUCCUUGAUCUUGAGGUUGAGCUGGAGCUAAGAACGUCUAAGUUUGCAAAAGAGCAAGAGGAGAUGUCUGCAAAACUGUCCAGCCAAGAAUCUCAACAUCAGCAGCUUUCCCAGAAACAGAUUGAAUUGUUGUUACACAAAAUCAAGGAGCUUGAAGAAACCAACGAAGCUCUUCAGAAAUCAGCAGAGGAGCUCCAGGCUUUAAAAGACAAGAUCCGAAAGGGCGAAUGUGGCAACUCAAAUUUGAUGGCAGAACUUGAGACUUUGCGCACUAGAAUUCUGGAAAUGGAGGGUAAAGAUGAAGAGAUCACCAAAACUGAGAACAAAUGCAGUGAGUUGAAGAAGAUGCUUCUUGUUGAAGAGACUCGCAAUAAAGACCUGAGGCUAGAGGUGGAAAAACUGCAACAGAGAAUGACACUGUUAGAGACACUAGAGAUGACCUUCAACAUGGGCAGGACAGAAUGUGCCCAGUUGAACGCAGCUUUGGAAAAGGAGAAAAGCUUGACUAAAGACCUAACAGACAAACUUGUGAGCGUUAAAAUCCGUAUGAAGGAGCUUGAAUCAUCCGAGCUGAAACUGGAAAAGGAUGAAUUAGAUUUAAAAGAGGAUCUUUUAAAACUCAAAUCAGUUACUGUAAUAAUGGUUAAUGAGCACAAGAACAUGGUAGACAGGAUUAGGUCUGAGGAAAAGAAGAGAGAUGAACUGAAUCAACUCUAUAAGGCAGAGCAGGAGAAAGUCAUGGAGGUUACUGAGAGGUUAAUAGAGGAGAGCAAGAAGCGUCUGAAACUAAAGUCAGAGAUGGAGUUGACAGUAGCUGCUCAUGUAAAAGAGAGAGAUGAAAUAAAGCGAAAGCUUACUAAAGCAGAAGAACAAUGCAAAGAUCUGAACUCCAAGAAUGGCAUAAUGAUGCAAAGUACCAUGAACGAAGAGGAAAGGGAGUCUUUUCAAAAGGUGAUGGACCUGCAGAGUGUCUCAAAUGCACAUGGAAAAGAUGAGAAUAAAGUUAAUGAGCUGACUUUGGAGACUGAAAGACUUAGGAACCGUCUUCAACAGCUGGAAGCCAUUGAGCGAGAACUGAUCGAACCAGAGUAUGAUUUGUUAGGAACUGAGAAAGAAAAGGCACGUUGUCUCUCACAGCAUGUGCAAGAAAUAAGUCAAACUGAGUCAGUUGAGGUAAUAGAGCAGGGUGAGCUGGCCUGUCAAGAGGCUGAACUGAGAUAUCGGUUUAUGAUGGAGGAGGCCAAAACCAGAGACCUUCAAGCAGAUGUGCAAGCCCUGAAGGAGAAGAUUCACGAGCUCAUGAACAAAGAAGACGAGCUAUCCCAGCUACAGGUGGAUUAUUCAGUUCUGCACCAGAGGUUUCUAGAGGAAGAAGACAAGAAAAAGAGCAUAAGCACUGAAGUUCUAAACCUUACCAAAGAACUUGAGGUCACCAAGCGCUACAGCCGCACUUUACGGCCCAGCGCCAAAGGAAGCCGGAUGAUGGAUGUCCCAGUGACGUCAACCGGAGUACAAACCGAUUCAGUUGAAAAUAGGACAACUGACAGUGACACACCUGCCGCAUUUAUCAAGAAGUCCGUCCAAGAGGAGAACCGGAUCAUGAGUAGCCUGCAACAGAGGAGCUUAAAGAAGCCAGCGCAGAGACUAACAGUCCGUGAACUUUACCCUCCAACAGUCGGUGACUAUACAACGAAGAAGUCCUGGAUUCCUUGGAUGAGGAAGAAAGACAGCAGCGCUUCUGAAGUAUCUUUGGAUACCAGUGGGGAGGUCAGCAUGUCCCAAAAGUAUGACCAUUCAUUGAACGCUCAGGUGAUCCCAGAUAUUCAGAACAACGAGGCAACCUUACAGAAUUGCAUUGGCCUUUCUGAGGACUCGACCAAACAAGCUUCUGCCAAACUCUCACAAGAAACUCAGAGCUCCCGGACGACUAUCCUUCCUACAAAUGAAGGAACUAAAGAGCCAAAAAAUCCAGAAAGAGUUAGAUUACCAAUGACCUUUGCCUCAGUCUCGAGAGUAAAGAGUGCAGAGAUCACAGGGUCUCCCUCUAUGGACAAAUCGUUAUCUCCUGUAUCCACUGCAUCCAUCAGCAGCUCCCAAGAGUCUGUGGACAUGAUAACAGGUAGAGCUGUAUUUAAGGAUACUCCUGAAAAGCGAAUGGUCCCCACACCUAUCAAGAAGUUUACCACAGAAGACAGUAAAAUUCACAUUCACUUAGGAUCGCAGUUCAAGAAGACCACUGAUCAUGGCUCAGUCGUCCUGGCCAAAUCUAUUCCCCUAUCAUCUGAGUGUAAUGAUGUUUCUACUGGAACUGUGCUACGCUCACCACACAGUGUGACUGCCAGCAAAUCAACACCUAGCAAAGCGAUGAGCAGCAUCACACAGGUCACUAAAGCACCAGCCAGACCUACUCUCUCAGUGCAGCCCAUCACUGAUGUCCCAUCAGCACGAUCAGGGUUCAGUCGUAUUCCAAUGUCUCGGGGGAUGAAAACCGGAAAAGCCGUGCUUGGAGCUUUGGGAAUCACCACAGGAGUUAAAAUGGAAACAAAUCCAGAGAACCAAGCCAUGCACAUUGACCUGAAAAAACCCAGCUGUCAUUAAUGGAGCCCUACCGGGUGGAGGGAAGGGCUGAGGGCACUGAACAAAUAAUAUACAAGCCUACAUUUACGAUGUCUUGUGUAAAUGAUUGACACUUUCUGCAGUUGUGUUGAAGAGAUGCAAGGGAAAACAGAUUUUUCUUGGGAAAGAACUAGGGAACGAGAGUUGGGAUUUGGCAACAUUGCUUUUACGGUAGCAAAAAUGCUACAGUAAAAAUGAAUUUUUAGGAUACCCCGAAAGUUAGCAUCACUCUGAUUUAACUUCCAACAACUCUUUUAAAAAACUUUUUCCCCCUGAAAGUUUGAGGUAGAAUAGUUUGCAAAAGCACAAAUAUAAACACAAUGAGUAUAUGAAGGCGACUAGUGAGUAGAUUAUAGAGGUGUGGGGAUGUUUAAUAUCUGAUGCCCCAAUAACCCACCUAAGUCAAAUUUAGACACUUGUUAGCAACUGUCUUUUUCAAGACAUGUAAAAGCUUGAGGUAAAAAUGUGACAAUAUGUUAAAUUAACCCCAGAACUAAAACACAGUCUGCCAUUCAGUGUUCAAAACUGAGUACCCACCAGAUGAGUACCCAUUUCUUCAGGGUUUAUAGACUUAUUUGGUUACAAGAACAAGAAUAAAUUAUGAAUUUUAAUAGUGUUGUUCAUGAUGUUUAAUGGUGUAAAAUUUAAGCAUUUUCUGGAAUGUACAUAUCAGACCAAGCCUCUUCUGUGUGUAACUUUUGACCGUUGUUGUGAACUGAAAUGCAUUGAUAAGAGUCCCACCAAUGAGUAUGAUCUGUAAUGGAUUUUUAUUACCUGUUUGUAACUAAAAAUGUUUUACUUUCA